This is a messenger RNA of Lemur catta (Ring-tailed lemur), 1628 nucleotides long. RefSeq names its product collagen type XXVI alpha 1 chain (gene COL26A1). Gene Ontology annotation, molecular function: protein binding. The transcript has 13 exons. The coding region runs from base 139 to 1464 and encodes 441 amino acids. NCBI's taxonomy places the organism in Eukaryota, Metazoa, Chordata, Mammalia, Primates, Lemuridae. The record is from RefSeq and is a predicted model, not a curated record.
GCCCCCCAGACACUUCCAGCUCGGACCGGGCUCUGCUCGCUCUGCUCCGGCCGGGGCCGCGGGUUCGGUCCAGGCGCCGGUGCGCCCCUGCCCGUCGUCGCGCCCGGGACUCCGGGUCCCCGCGGGCGGCCGCGCAAGAUGAAGUUGGCCUUCCUCCUGCCCUGGGCGUGCUGCUGCCUCUGCGGGUCGGCGCUGGCCACCGGCUUCCUCUACCCCUUCCCGGCCGCAGCCCUGCAGCAGCACGGCUACCCCGAGCCCGGCGCCGGCUCCCCGGGCAGCGGCUACGCGAGCCGCCGGCACUGGUGCCAUCACACGGUGACACGGACGGUGUCCUGCCAGGUGCAGAAUGGCUCGGAGACGGUGGUCCAGCGCGUGUACCAGAGCUGCCGGUGGCCGGGGCCUUGUGCCAACCUCGUGAGUUACAGGACUCUGAUCAGACCCACCUACAGAGUGUCCUACCGCACGGUGACGGCGCUGGAGUGGAGGUGCUGCCCUGGCUUCACCGGGAGCAACUGUGACGAGGAAUGCAUGAACUGUACCAGGCUCAGUGACAUGAGUGAGCGACUGAUCACACUGGAGGCCAAGGUUCUCCUGCUCGAAGCAGCGGAGCAGCCCUCAGGCCCUGACAAUGACCUGCCGGCCCCCCAGAGCACCCCGCCACCCUGGAAUGAGGACUUCCUUCCCGACGCCAUCCCUCUGGCCCACCCCGGGCCCCGAAGGAGAAGGCCCACGGGCCCGGCCGGGCCCCCAGGGCAGACGGGACCACCAGGGCCUGCAGGCCCCCCAGGCUCCAAAGGUGACCCCGGCCAGACAGGAGAGAAGGGCCCAGCAGGGCCCCCUGGGCUCCUGGGGCCGCCAGGACCCCGCGGGCUUCCUGGGGAGAUGGGGCGCCCUGGCCCCCCGGGGCCCCCGGGCCCAGCAGGCAGCCCAGGCCCCUCGCCAAGCGGCCCCCAAGGCGCCCUCUACUCCCUGCAGCCGCCUACAGGCAGAGACGAUGGAGACUCACGGCUGGCAUCUGCCAUUGUGGACACAGUGCUGGCGGGUGUCCCAGGGCCCCGGGGUCCCCCCGGCCCACCAGGUCCCCCAGGACCGCGCGGUCCCCCGGGACCCCCAGGAGCACCUGGCUCCCAGGGCCUGGCGGGAGAGCGGGCCGCCGUGGGGCCGUCUGGUGAGCCCGGCGUGAAGGGGGAGGAGGGGGAGAAAGCCGCUGCCCCAGAGGGCGAGGGGGUGCAGCAGCUGCGAGAGGCGCUGAAGAUCCUGGCAGAGCGAGUCCUCAUCCUGGAGCACAUGAUCGGGAUCCACGAUCCCCUGGCCUCCCCCGAGGGGGGCUCCGGCCAGGACGCCACCCUGAGAGCCAACCUCAAGAUGAAGCGGGGCGGCCCCCACCCCGAUGGCGUCCUCGCUGCCCUGCUUGGCCCCGACCCCGGGCAGAAGAGCGCAGAGCGGGCUGGUGGCCGGCAGUGAGAGCCCAGCUCCCCGGAUAGGCCCCCCUGUGGCUGGAGACGCGGCCCCGGAGGCCUGAGCUGCUGCUGGUUCCUGAAGGCGCCCCAGGGGGCCUGGGCUGCAGACUCGGACCGCUGUGGGGACACUGGCUCCUGGGGCCCGAGGGCCUUGGGGACAGACGGUGC